GCGGGCGGGCGGUGAGUCUGGAGCGAGCGCGCAGUUGGUGCUUUGGCCCCGUGCCUCUCCCUCAGCGCACUUGGGCUGGCUGCAGCUCGGGGGCCCGCGCUGCCCCUGACUUCCCUUCUGGGCGAUGAUGCAGCCCGAGGGCGCCUCCGUCCCCCGCCGUCGCUAACCCCGGUCCCCACUCCAUGGCCGCCUCGGCGCCGCCCCCACCGGACAAGCUGGAGGGAGGUGGCGGCCCCGCCCCGCCCCCUGCGCCGCCCAGCGCCGGGAGGAAGCAGGGCAAGGCCGGUCUGCAAAUGAAGAGCCCAGAAAAGAAGCGGAGGAAGUCAAAUACUCAGGGCCCUGCGUACUCACAUCUGACAGAGUUUGCGCCACCUCCGACUCCUAUGGUGGAUCAUCUGGUCGCAUCCAACCCUUUUGAGGAUGACUUUGGAGCCCCUAAGGUGGGGGCUGCAGCCCCUCCUUUCCUUGGCAGUCCUGUACCCUUUGGAGGCUUCCGAGUACAGGGGGGCAUGGCUGGCCAGGUACCCCCAGGCUAUGGCACUGGGGGUGGAGGAGGUCCCCAGCCUCUUCGUCGACAGCCCCCUCCUUUCCCGCCCAACCCUAUGGGCCCUGCAUUCAGCAUGCCCCCCCAGGGCCCUGGCUACCCACCCCUAGGCAAUAUGAACUUUCCCAGCCAACCCUUCAACCAACCUCUUGGUCAAAAUUUUAGCCCUCCUAGUGGGCAGAUGAUGACAGGCCCAGUGGGAGGAUUCGGCCCCAUGAUCUCACCCACCAUGGGACAACCUCCCAGAGGGGAGCUGGGUCCUCUCCCCCAACGCUUUGCCCAGCCAGGAGCACCUUUUGGCCCCUCUCCUCUUCAGAGACCUGGUCAGGGGCUCCCCAGCCUGCCCCCUAACACAAGUCCCUUCCCCGGUCCAGACCCCGGCUUUCCUGGCCCUGGUGGGGAGGAUGGGGGGAAGCCCUUGAAUCCACCUGCUUCGACUGCUUUUCCCCAGGAGCCCCACUCAGGCUCCCCAGCUGCUGCUGUUAAUGGGAAUCAACCCAGUUUUCCCCCAAACAGCAGCGGGCGGGGUGGGGGCACUCCAGAUGCUAACAGCCUGGCACCCCCUGGCAAGGCAGUUGGGGGCUCGGGGCCCCAGCCUCCCCCAGGCCUGGUGUAUCCGUGUGGUGCCUGUCGGAGUGAGGUGAACGACGACCAGGAUGCCAUUCUGUGUGAGGCCUCCUGCCAGAAGUGGUUCCACCGCGAGUGCACGGGCAUGACUGAGAGCGCCUACGGGCUGCUGACCACUGAGGCCUCUGCCGUCUGGGCCUGCGACCUCUGCCUCAAGACCAAGGAGAUUCAGUCCGUCUACAUCCGCGAGGGCAUGGGGCAGCUGGUGGCUGCCAAUGAUGGGUGACAGUGGCAGGGUGGCCCAGGGAAGUACACACGUCCCUCCCUGCUCCUCUGGGGUGAUUGUUUCCGUGUCUGGCUCUUGGUUCUUGUUUCCAGUGGCUUCCCAUCCCCAUGGGGGCAGGAAAGGACCCGAGGUGGGCAGGCAGAAGACGGCCUGGAUUGCUCAGUUUUCUGGAAACUUGCCUGUUGAGAUCUCCAGAGGUGCAGGAAACCAAAGCCUUGCUGCACAGAGCCAUUUUCUGGGUGGCUGUCCCUGGAGGCCUAGGGCUGUGGCUGCCGGAGAAAAGGGGCUGGAGGAGAAUCUGGAGGGCAGGGAUGUCCCCUCUGUAGAUGAUUGCUGUCAUCUAACACCUGUGCCUAACACCCGUGUCUAGCCACACAGCUCCAGCCUUAUCUUUUGGCGUCAAGGUUUCGGGCCAGAGGAGUUGGGUCUCUUCCCAUCCCCGUGGUGGUAUCGUAGUUUUUUCAUGGGCUCUGUGAGACGGCUUGAGGGCAUGAAUGGGGAGUUUUCCCUCUUUCCACCUUUCCUUUUGCCUCCAAGAGCUACCCAACUUCUCUCAGAACCAGAUAGCUCGAAGAAGCUGGCGAGUUCUUGGCUAUGACAGUUGCUUGGUGAUUUGAGGCUUCGAGACAGUAGGUAAGAGAUGCUGUCAGGACAUGUCUCCCUCAUACCAAAGUCACUGGUCCGUUCUCAGCCUCUCGUGCUUUUCUCCUAAUGACCAUGUUUUUGCCAAAAAGUGGGACAUGUGGUCUGACAGACCAGUCUAUUUGGAGUUUGGACUGUCGUGGAAGUCUGGACUCUGUGGGCGUCCUACCCUCCCUGCCUUGUCCAUCUGUUCUUGCACAUUAUCUUCAGCGCCUUUCUUCACCGUUUGGCGCCCUGUGCCCCUGCCUCCCCAGCUUAACUGAAGGAAGGCUGGAAAAGGGGCAGAGCCCUUAUACCUCAUGUCCUCCCCUGAUAAUAGCAUCCAAGGGAGGCCCUGUCACA
Molecule: messenger RNA, 2381 nt
Organism: Trichechus manatus latirostris (Florida manatee)
Lineage: Eukaryota; Metazoa; Chordata; Mammalia; Sirenia; Trichechidae
Gene: PYGO2
Product: pygopus family PHD finger 2
Exons: 3
Coding region: 183-1397 (404 amino acids)
Biological process (GO): spermatid nucleus differentiation; kidney development
Source: RefSeq, a predicted model, not a curated record